UUUAACUUCUGCUCAGGAAAAAAAAAAAAACUGAAACUGAAACUGAAACUGAAGCUAAUUUCUCCGUCGUUUGGGCUACCACUCAAGUCAAAAACAGCAGCCAUCACACCACCUGCAAGCUACCUUCCUCUGCCAACAUUUCUGUCAAACUCUUCACCCACAAAAUGCAGCCAUACCCAAUGUAAUUCAAGGCCCAAAAAAAACAACUGAAACUGAAGCUGAUUUCUCCAUCGUUUGGGCAACCACUCAAGUUAAAAACAGCAGCCAUCUCACCAACCGCAAGCUACCUUCCUCUGGCAACAUUUUUUGUCAAACUCUUCACCCACAAAAUGCUGCCAUACCCAACGUAAUUCAAGGUGAAGAUCAAAGAGAAAACCAUGACAGAAAUCGUUGUGACCCUUGUCAUCAAUGAGCUGGUUCAAUUAAUCGUUCAUGAAUCAAAACUGCUAAGGGGUGUCCACCAAGAAGUUGUAGACAUUAGAGAUGAACUGGAGAGCAUCCAGUGUUUCCUCAAAGAUGUAGAUAAAGGAGACCUCCAAGAUGGUUUCAAAACGUGGGUGAAACAAGUGAGAGAAGUAGCCUAUCAUAUAGAAGAUGUAAUAGAUGAAUAUGUACUUCACAUGGCACAACGUCGUCAUCAACAAAGUUUUAUUGCUUUCCUCCAUAAAACUUGUCGCUUAUUGAAAAAACUAAAACCACAUCAUGACAUAGCUACCAAGAUUCAAGAUAUCAAAAUAUCAGUCUGUGAAAUCAAGGAACGAAGUGAAAGAUAUGGUUUUAGUUCCUUAGAGCAAGGAUCAAGUAGCAAUGCAACAAAUGUUACAUGGCAUGACCCUCGAGUGGGUUCACUUUUCAUUGAGGAAGAUGAAGUUGUGGGUAUUGAGUCUACAAGGGAUGAACUCAUAAGCUGGUUGGUGGGGGGAGCAUCCAUACGCUCUGUGAUUUCAGUGGUAGGCAUGGGCGGAAUGGGUAAGACAACUCUUACCAAAACAGUAUAUGAGAAUGAAUCAGUGAAGGGACAUUUUGACUGCCGUGUUUGGAUAACUGUGUCUCAGUCAUACAACAUGCAGAAGAUACUCAUGUCCAUGACAAAGCAAAUUUACCAAGCAAAAGAAACGGCUCUAGGGCAAAUAGACAUGAUGGACGAGAUAACACUAAUUACCCAACUGAGAAAAUAUUUACAGCAAAAGAGGUAUGUUGUGGUUUUUGAUGAUGUCUGGAAGACAGAGUUUUGGGAAUUUGUGAAACAUGCUUUACCAUGCAAUGACAGAAGCUGUAGGAUUAUCAUCACAACACGUAAUGAUCUCGUUAGUGUUUCUUGUAAAGAAUCUUUAUUCGAUAAGGUCCACAAGCUACAACCUCUGUCUCAAGAUGAGGCUUGGGUAUUGUUUUGUAGAAAGGCAUUCCAGACCAAGUUUCGGGGGUGUUGUCCCAGAGAGUUGGUGAGACAGUCGAUGGACAUUGUCAAAAAAUGUGAAGGACUACCACUUGCAAUUGUUGCCAUAGGUGGUCUUCUGUCAACAAAGGAGAAGGUGCCAUUAGAAUGGCAAAAGUUGCUUGAUGGCCUUAGCUAUGAGCUAGCAUGUAAUCCCCACCUUUCAAACGUUGUAAAAAUUCUCUCUCUCAGUUAUCAUGAUCUGCCUUACUACCUCAAGUCUUGCUUCUUGUACUUUGGUCUUUUUCCGGAGGACUAUUCAAUUGCUGAUUUAAGACUAUUUCGAUUAUGGAUAGCUGAGGGCUUUAUAAAAAGAAAGAAGGGCAAACCAUUGGAAGAAGUAGCAGAAGAAUAUUUAGUGGAGCUUGUCCAUAGAAACUUGGUUCAAGUUUCAUUUGGGGAGCUUGAUUAUGAGUUGAGUAGAAAGUACCGAAUCCAUGAUCUACUGCAUGAAAUCAUAAUAUCAAAGGCUGGAGAGUUGAAUUUCUGUCAAGUCCUGGAAGCAGGUGACACAACUUUCCAUGGAAAAAGUCGGGGCCUAUCAAUCCACGAUGCUAGAGAAAUUCUUUUUGAGACAAGUGAGUACACUCGAGUUCGUUCUAUUUUUCUCUUCAACAUUAAUGAGAUGCCCAGGUCUUUCAUAGUUAAAUUGUUCAAAAAGUUCAAGCUUUUGAAAGUGUUGGAUUUCGAAGAUGCUCCUAUUGAUUAUCUUCCUCAAGAAGUGGGUAAUUUAUUCCACUUGAAGCACUUAAGUUUGAGGAGAACAAAAGUGAAGAUACUUCCAAAGUCGGUGGGUAGGCUAUUGAACCUACAGACACUAAAUGUCAUGGAAACUGCAGUGCGAGAGUUACCAAUUGAGAUAUUUAAGCUUCAUAAGCUAAGGCAUAUUUUGGCUCAUUCUCAUGACUUCGAAAUUAAAAGCAACUUUUAUUCAGUGCGAGGAGUAAAAAUACAUGAAGGCAUUGGAUGUUUAAAUGACUUGCAGAUGCUAUCAUUUAUUGAGGCAAAUCAUCAUGGGGUUGGUCUAUUUGAACAGCUCGGAAAGUUAAGUCAAUUGAGGAUGUUGGCCAUUUCAAAUGUCACUGCAAAAAGUGGAAGGGCUUUGUGUACCUCCAUACAAAAUAUGGUCCACCUUAAAAUUUUGGUUGUAGGCUCCACCAGUGAAGAUGAGAUUAUAGACUUACAAUCAAUUUCUUCACCACCUCAAUUUCUAGAGCAUAUCUCUCUAUGGGGGCGAUUGAAGCAGUUGCCCAACUGGAUUCUAGAGCUUCAGAAUUUGGCCACACUAAUCUUAUCUUUCUCAUCAUUGAAGGAAGAUCCAUUGUCGUCUGUCCAGGCUUUGCCGAAUCUAGUUACCAUUUCCCUCAAUCAUGCGUUUCAGGGGGAGCAACUGCAUUUUGAGGAAGGAGGUUUUCGAAAACUCAAGAGGCUCACACUCAGAGAGAUGAAAAAAUUAAAGAUGGUGAAAAUAGACAGAGGAUCAUUGCUCGAUCUUGAGCAACUAGAGAUUGGGCCAUGCCCGCAGAUGAAGGAGCUACCCUCUGGAAUCCAGCAUCUGGAAAGCCUAAAGAUUCUCGACUUCUAUGAAAUGCAGGGAGAAUUUGUGCUACGUAUGCAACCAAAUGGAGGCGAAGAUUAUUGGAAAGUCAAGAAGGUAAGUACUAUUCGUCUUUGGUAUAGGAUUAAAGGAGAACGAUAUCAAACAUACAAGCUGGGUGACUCACACUUGUUGGAGCAUCUGCAAGGAGUUCCAACCUAGCAGCUGUAAUUAGGCUUGGGCCAGCACAUGAUCUUUGAUAAUUAAAAGCUUCAUUCUUCCAAGAAUUUUGGCCGAGUAGAGGAUUAGGACUUCGCGAUCCUCUUUCACAUUUUCUAUUCAUUAUAGGGGAUGAUGUUAGAGCAUAUUUGGAUUACCCUGAAGUUAGGGAUUUGAUGAGAAUUGUAUUGCAUUUAAUAAAGACUAGAUUACUUUGAAUUUAGUGAUUUGAUGAUGUUGAAUCACUAUAAAUUAAAGGAUUUGAUUAAUUAG
Alnus glutinosa is the source of this 3464-nucleotide messenger RNA. Its product is annotated as disease resistance protein RPM1-like. The record is from RefSeq and is a predicted model, not a curated record. Gene Ontology annotation, biological process: defense response to other organism. Lineage: Eukaryota; Viridiplantae; Streptophyta; Magnoliopsida; Fagales; Betulaceae. Gene Ontology annotation, molecular function: ADP binding. The coding region runs from base 378 to 3194 and encodes 938 amino acids. The transcript is spliced from 3 exons.